Adineta steineri is the source of this 173-nucleotide messenger RNA. The record is from the annotation of a GenBank genome assembly. Lineage: Eukaryota; Metazoa; Rotifera; Eurotatoria; Adinetida; Adinetidae.
AAAAAACUGAAGAACAAGUACAAGAAUUUGAACGUCGUUUUAUAGAAGAUCGUAAACGAGCACAUGAAUUAAAAAUUAAAGCAGAAAAAUUUCAUGAUUUAUUACAAAUGUCUGGAGGAUCAUCUUUUAUGUCUUCUAAUCAACAACAAUCAUAUACUAGUAAAUAUACUUAA